Molecule: messenger RNA, 957 nt
Organism: Adineta steineri
Lineage: Eukaryota; Metazoa; Rotifera; Eurotatoria; Adinetida; Adinetidae
Source: the annotation of a GenBank genome assembly
AUGUUAAGUUUUAAUUGGAAUUCAGUGGAUGAAUCGACAUUUCAAGGACAUUUACAUAAAUAUACAAAUGCAUUUAAAGGAUUUCAAAGUCGAUACUUUGUAUUAGAUGUACCAACCAAAACUUUACUUUAUUUUAUGCCAUAUGAAAUCCGAAAGAAAGGUCCAAGAGGUGUUAUUGAAUUAACAGAUUGUUGGAUAUCACCAUCAAAUGAAGAUGAUGUUACUUUUACUGUACAAACAGGAAGUGGCGGCGAUAUAUUUAAAUUUCGAGCUAUGGAUGCAAAAGAAAGACAAAAAUGGAUUGAUAAAUUACGAACAUGCUCAGGAUCAAAUGCAGCUGAUGUUUUUGUUUCAUCAUUCCCAUCACAAAAAUCGAGUUUAAUCAAUACAUCAUCAUCUUCAAAUGAUUCUCAAUCUCGUUCAUCACAUCGACGUGAUUCAAAAAUUUUUCAUCAUCAACAAACAUUAAAAGAAAUGAAAGAAGUCAUACGUUGUCUUGAAGCGAAUCAACAAGAAUUUGUUGAAACAAUUGAUGCCAUACCAGAUACAAAUCGUUUCAAUUCAUUAUCUAAAGAUAUGUUAAUGCUUCGUUCAAUAUCUCGAUCAUGUGUUAAUUCAUUACAAGAUAGUUUAACUAUUCUUACUAAAAGAAGAAUUCCUGAUACUGAAUUACGUUCACCAACUGCAUCAUCAACUCCGUCACCACAACCACCAUUAACUACAAUGCCGAAUCUAUCUGGUAAACAACUAAGUCAAUCAUAUAAUAGUGGUAUGAGUGGACCAUCUAAUGUAACUGUUGGUUUAUCAUCACAAUCGAAUUUAAAUUCAUCAUCUUUAAAUAAAACGUCAAGUCUCAGUGGUCUUAAUCAACAAUCUUCUGUUAAUGAUCCAAUAUUGUCAUUAAAAAAUUUACGAACUGAUACUGCUAUUCAAAAUCGUACAACAAUAUCAUCUUAA